Molecule: messenger RNA, 636 nt
Organism: Thermothielavioides terrestris NRRL 8126
Lineage: Eukaryota; Fungi; Ascomycota; Sordariomycetes; Sordariales; Chaetomiaceae
Exons: 2
Coding region: 1-636 (211 amino acids)
Source: RefSeq, a predicted model, not a curated record
AUGGAGCGGCGAGUUUCCACGCACCUGGACGUGCCCGCGGAAGACUGCAUAGUCGUCAAGCCGCUGAUGAGCGAUUCCAAAGGUGUUAGAGUUGACGCUCGAUCCGGCAUUCCAGCGAAAGAAGCUCCGAGAAUGCUGAUAACCGGGAUGAUCAGCGAGGAACGAAAUCAGCACAUCUCCAACCCUCCAGCAAACGGCGCAAGCCAUCGCACGAUGCCGACGGCGACCUCCGAGGACACCGACAGCUCACGGCUGCGUCGGCGACCUGCCCAGGAUCACUGUGAGGGUUGCGAACAACUCCGAGCCCAGCUGGAGGAACAUCAGAGAGCCUUGACGCAGGCGAAAGAAGAACUCGCUGCGCUACACGCCGAGGCCAUUGUCAUGAAGGAAAGGGCCCGGCGCAUGGAUGCCAUGGAGGAGGCAUUGCGGGCCAAGAUCAAAGCUCAGUGCAAGAGCCUGCGGGCAGUCGAACGAGAGGCCAAGGCAGCUGAGGCAACAGCCGACGAGUUCAGAAGCGGCCUUGAGGACGCGCUGGCGGUGUUCGAAGCCAUGACUGCCACGCUGCGCAGGAUUCUGGGCCCGGCCGCCAAAGCCAUCGCUCCCGCUCAGCAAUACGGCAGGGGCGGGGCGGUCUAA